AUGGAAACACUUUUGGAAGAUCUCGAGGGUAAAUUAAAAACACUAAAAUAUCGAAUGAGCAAAUCGGAUGACAUUACUAAACAGGACCAGGAAACAUUAGAGAGACAACGUUUAUCAGUAAGUGCUAUAUCGACGAUGGUAAACACAUUGAAGGAAACUAUCGAAGAGAAGAUGUUCUUACAAGGGAAAGACGAAGAGGAAGUAAAGAUAUGGGCUGCAACACCUGAAACAAUGUUAACCGAAGCGGACCAAUGUGUUCGGAGACUGAGUCAAGAGAUAAGCUGUGUGGAGUUGGCUGCGAAAGAAGAGCUAACAUUGAAAGAAGAACAACAUAAAUUGGACUUUCAGAAACGCUUAACUGAACAGAAGUUAAGAAAAGAGAAGGAAGCAGACGAAGCGAAACGGAAAUUAGACUGGGAGCACCAACAGAAAAGAAUUACAACCAACUUCACAAUUAUCGAGUCAAUCAACUUCAAAAGUAUCUACUGCAGCAAAAAUGCCAAAGUUGAUUAUUUCAAAAUUCAAGGGAACGACCCAAUGCUUGGUACGAUUUGGUGGGCUAUUUGAAUCCCAAAUUGACAAAUCAAGUGCAGAUGAUGUGACCAAAUUUUCCUAUUUGAAGGAAUUAGUAGACGUAAAGGUUCGAAAACUUAUCGAUGGACUACCAUUUACUGGUGAGGGGUAUGCUAGAGCUAGAGAUAUUUUGAAGAAACGAUAUGGACAGACGAGCGAGGUUGUAAGUGCUUAUGUCCGAGCCAUUCUGGAAUUGCCUACCAUCAAAGAGAGAGAGAUGUUUCCAAAAUUCACUCCUUUUACGAGACCCUGUUGUAUAAUGUUGAAUCGUUACAAACCCUCGAAAGCCUUGAGAAACUGGAUGCUGCCGUGAGAUUUACAUUCGAUAAGCUAGAUGUGAUCAAAUCUGAACUUGCAAUGACUAACGAGAAAUGGAGUGAGUGGACCUUUAUGGAAUUUGUACAUGCCCUAGAACUCUGGAUAAAGAACAAUCCAACUGAUUAA
Paramuricea clavata is the source of this 1017-nucleotide messenger RNA. The record is from the annotation of a GenBank genome assembly. NCBI's taxonomy places the organism in Eukaryota, Metazoa, Cnidaria, Anthozoa, Malacalcyonacea, Plexauridae.